Molecule: messenger RNA, 1656 nt
Organism: Didymosphaeria variabile
Lineage: Eukaryota; Fungi; Ascomycota; Dothideomycetes; Pleosporales; Didymosphaeriaceae
Exons: 1
Coding region: 1-1656 (551 amino acids)
Source: RefSeq, a predicted model, not a curated record
AUGCGCCUGCUCACCACCUCAACGGUGCUGGCCGUCGGCGGGCUAGUUCAACAAGGACAAGCGCAGCUGUACGACAAAGUCAUUCAAACCCAAUAUGGCCCAGUAAAAGGGUUCGAAUACUUCGACCAAUCGACGCUCGAGAAGUAUUUCAAUGUCUCUACGAGCAAUGUGGCAGCCUUUCUGGGAAUUCCUUUCGCAGCCGACACGGGCUACCAAAACCGUUGGAAGGCACCACAACCACGCGAACCCUGGAACGAGACACUCAAUGCCACCGAUUUUGGACCGGGGUGUCCCCCAUCUGCCAGAGAUUCACCCAGCUACAGCGAGGAUUGCUUGAGCUUGAAUAUCUGGACUAAUGCAGCAACGGCAAACGCGUCUUUGCCUGUCCUCGUCUGGAACCAAGGAAGUGAUGAGACGAGCAAUAAGACAUGGUGGUAUGGUGGAGGCAUGGCCUUGAAGGAUGUCAUCUUUGUGACCUUCAACCGCCGCGACGACGCUUUUGGAUACCUUGCCCAUCCCGAUUUGAAUGCCGAAAGCCUCGCAACAAAUGGCCACAAUGCUUCGGGCAAUUACGGCAUCCUCGAUCAUUUGGAAGUCCUGAAGUGGGUGCAGAAGAACAUUGCCAACUUUGGCGGUGAUCCUACCAAGGUCACCGUUGCAGGCCAAUCAUUCGGAUCCUCUCAAGCCUACCACGCUGUCAACAGUGACUUGUUCAAGGGUUACUUCCGCGGUGCUAUCGCCCAAAGUGGGAUCAGAUACCCGUACGACACACUCUUGGCAGGUCUCGCAACGUCCUACGUCAACAUGUCCACUGCUCUCAAGAACGGCGUCAACUAUACGCAAUCCCACAAUGUCUCUACUAUUGCAGAACUACGCACUCUCUCCACGGACGAGAUCCUCCAGGGAUCCUCGGAUCGCGUGGGCAACGAGUCCAUCUAUUGGAUCACGGCGCUGUCAGCCGGUUACCCGCUGAAGUUCAAACCGGUUCUCGAUGGCUACGCGAUCCCCAUGAGAUACAUCGAUGAACUACACGCGGGGCCCGCCAACGAUGUUCCUCUCAUUACCGGCAACACUCGUGACGAGAGCGGUGCAGAAGUCAGUGCCUCGUACACAGUCGCCGAAUACAAAGAGUACUGCGCGAUAAAGUACGGCAAUCUUUCCACCGAAUACUUUAGCUUGUACCCAGCGGGAGACAACACCACGACCGCCUCAGCUGCCUGGAGACAGGCGGCCACCGACACAUCCCUCAUAUCUUCCUGGGCAUUCGGCACCGAAUGGGUCAAGUCUGCUUCCAGUCCCUUCUACACCUACUACUGGGAUCAUGCGCCUCCCAGCCAGGACCAGGGCGCCUUCCACCAGUCCGAGAUCAUGUACGCUAUGAAUGCGCUUUACGCCAAUGCGGACACAUAUGCCUUCACUGAUUACGACUAUUAUCUUGGUAAAAUCAUGUCAGACUACUGGGCGAACUUCGUCAAGACGCUGGACCCGAAUGACGACGGGACAGGUAGUAGCGGAAACUUGACGCAGUGGAGUCCUAAUGAUGGAACCGCACAGACGGUUAUGCAUGUCGGUGAUGGGUUUGGGGCGACGAAGAUUGCGGAUUCGGAGAAGGUGACUUUGAUUAUGGAGUACUUUGCUCAGCAGAGCCCGUACUGA